Messenger RNA from Electrophorus electricus (electric eel), 1473 nucleotides. Its product is annotated as myozenin-2. The record is from RefSeq and is a predicted model, not a curated record. Gene Ontology annotation, molecular function: actin binding; telethonin binding; FATZ binding. Gene Ontology annotation, cellular component: Z disc; actin cytoskeleton. NCBI's taxonomy places the organism in Eukaryota, Metazoa, Chordata, Actinopteri, Gymnotiformes, Gymnotidae.
UAGCUCCCCUGCACACUCCUCUAUAAUAAGCCUAUGAUCCAACCAGGACAAGUUUGUUCCAGCCAAAUAGCAGAGUUUGGGCUUCAAGGCAGGUCACAUUAGUUUCGUCUAUCCUCAAUAUAGGGAAGCAACAGUCUCUCCAUCAACUGCUGUUUCGCUGCUGAAGACUGCUCAGAUGAUCAUGCCUGUUCCUCCUAAUGAUGCGUCAAGAGAGAAACAGCGGCAGGCUGUGGAGAUGUGCUUACAAGCCAAGGGAGAGUGUCUUGACCUGGGAAAGAAGAUCAGUGUUCCACAGGAUGUGAUGAUAGAGGAGCUGAACCUGCUGUCAAAUAGGGGUUCCAGAAUGUUCCAGGAGAGACAAAGGAGAGUGCAGAAGUUCACGCUGGAGCGUGUCGGAAACCAACCCUGCAACCAUUUACAGCUGAACAAGAUACAGUGUAGGCAGACCCCUGAUGGACUGCCAGGGAAAGCUGACCACAGCUCAGAGGACUACAGUGGUAUGCCCUCCAGGACCAGCCUGGUGACCACACUCAAACACAGCGUGGCCAAGAAAGGAAACCCAAGUGUUCUAGCACCAGGUUAUUCAGGACCCCUGAAAGAGGUUCCUGCUGAGAAGUUCAAUAUUACAGUCAUCCCCAAGUCCUACUACUCACCCUGGGAAGAGCCACGUGCCAGCCAGGCAGUGCUGGCUGCCAUUAGUGCCCACCUGCCAAAAGCUGCCCCCAAAACAUCUCCUGCCAACUACAGAUGUUUCAACAGAGCUCCCGCGCCGUUUGGAGGCACGGCCGGAAGCAUGAGGACCCUGCCUCUGCCUGGUUUUGAGCUCCUGCAGACGCGCACAGAGCCCAAGCUCACCUGGGAGAGAAUGUGCCACCGACCCAACUUCAAUCGCAUGCCUAGAGGCUGGAGAGUUCAGUGCCCCACCCAGUCCACGGACCUGUGAGGCUGGGACAAGUGGAGAGCCGCAUUUCAGUCCUCGGAUGUCCCGGGGGUGACUAUUAGCGAGUGUCAGUGGAGGGUACCAUUGCGUGGACCGAGGUUCUGAAGAAUUUAUCAGUAUGCUUGGAAUGGCAUCACAUCAAUUGCAAGCUGAGCCAACAGGCACCGAGUAGUGCCUUCAAAUUAAAGUUUACAUGCUUAUUCUAGUCAACUUGACAAUUAUAUCAUUUACAGAGCUGUCAUGUUUAGACUUCUGGACACAAUUUAAUAGAAUAAAGGACAAUACAGAGUAAUUUUGUAAACAGUGCUUCAUAUUUAAUAGUUUUAUGCUGUCCAUUUCAAGGCAUAAUGGAAUGGUGUUAAUAAUUCAUAUGAUUGUUGAUGUCUGAAUUGAGAACAGUGGCUUACAGACUUAAAAGCGUGGUCAACAUCAGCCCCGUGUGGUAACUAUUGGUCACUGCAACCAAUUAUUUUCGUUUUUCAAACAGAGUAAAAGGCUUGAUACAAAUAUUUAAAUAAAAAAGACAUACUUUC